AUGGCAACCAGGGUUUACAUUGGUCGUCUUGCAAGAGAUGCUCGUGAACGAGAUGUCGAAAAACUCUUUCGUAAUUACGGCACCAUCAGAGAAAUAAAAUUGAUGAACGGUUUUGGUUUUGUUGAGUUUCGAGACCACCGUGAUGCUGAUGAUGUUGUUUACGCUUUUAAUGGAAAGAGUUUUAUGGGUGAAAAUCGGUUCGCUCCUCCGCAAAGAAAUCCUCAAUAUCGAUUAAUUGUGGAAAAUUUAUCAUCAAGCUGUAGCUGGCAGGUAUGCAACUAUGUUCCAAAAAUCCAUACAUUUGCCGCCUGCAGCUCUCGCUAUUUGGCUGGCCUUCUGGUCCCCUACUCUUAUGUCCCUGAAAUAGUCCAAAUUAAAUUAGAAAUUGUUGUUUCUUAUGCCUGGAAGGAAGAGAUAUUUUGGUUACCUUUACUGCCUUCUUUGGAUAUGCCGACUCUUGUUCCUUCCAUUGGCAUAUUUAUUUUGGUUCUUCAUAUAUGGAAUUACAAGAGCCCUAGAGGAUCUUUGAAGCACAACGAUCUGAAGGACCUAAUGCGAAAAGCAGGUGAAGUGACUUUUGCCGAUUGCCACAAAGACCGCGAUGGGGAAGGUGUGGUUGAAUUUUCCUCGUACGAAGAUAUGAAGAAUGCAAUUAGAAAACUUGAUGAUACGGAACUAAAAGGCAAACGUAUCAUUCUUCGUGAAGCUCCGUCGCCUGCUAAUGGUAAGGACGCCGCCUCGCGCUCAGUUUCACCUCGCCGUCGUGAUGAUUCCCGCAGCCCAAAAAGAAGUCGUUCCCAAAGUGGUGAACGUGAACGUGUUGAUGACAAUCAUUUUUAUGUUUUUGUUAGAUGA
This is a messenger RNA of Funneliformis caledonium, 855 nucleotides long. The record is from the annotation of a GenBank genome assembly. NCBI's taxonomy places the organism in Eukaryota, Fungi, Glomeromycota, Glomeromycetes, Glomerales, Glomeraceae.